AUGAAACAACAACCUCAACAACAACAACCACAACAACAACAACAAAAUCAACCACAAUUACAACAUCAACAGCAACAAAAUAUUGACAACAAAAGGCUAAAAAACACAAUGAUACAAACAUGCCCCGUCUGCUUUAACCCCUAUAGAAGCACUCCAGACGGGAAGUUAUGUCGGCACGGAGGUAAAGUGAAAGGACAGGAAUGCUCGGGGUCCCGGAAAAAAGUUGAUCCAUUGGGCGCGAGGGCUGCUUCGCCUCUCGGUGCCGCACCCGACCCCAAGUCUGGGUUGCCCACACGGUCGUCGGCCGCAUCGGUCUCCGGUGAUCCUCUCGACCUGGAUUACUCUGGUUUUUUUGACAAGCUGACGGCCGUACUGAAAUGUGUACCGGUGUACGACCAUAUCCCUAAGCCAUGCAGGGAGAAGUUCGCACAUGAUCUGAACGCCUUGCUGACGGCUGUUUGUAAUGACCCUGGUGACCCGGCUCACUGGGUUAGACUCCACUGUUGUGUCCCAUACGUCUUACAGAAGACUUCCAGAGGGGGUCGCCGGGUCAACCAGGGCAAUCUGGUCAACAAGCGUCUAAGCGAAUAUUCAACUAUUGGUCUUGAAACCCUGGUACUGUGCUUUGAUGGGUUCAAUAAUGCCAAAUCACAAAAGCACAACCCCGAUCGGUGGAUCAACGCUGUGUCAUCUUGUAUUGAACAGGGGAAACCUGUCCUCGGCUGUCAAACUUGUCUGUUCGCCGGAGGGCCUGGCUGA
Messenger RNA from Helobdella robusta, 759 nucleotides. RefSeq lists its product as hypothetical. The coding region runs from base 1 to 759 and encodes 252 amino acids. The transcript is spliced from 2 exons. Lineage: Eukaryota; Metazoa; Annelida; Clitellata; Rhynchobdellida; Glossiphoniidae. The record is from RefSeq and is a predicted model, not a curated record.